AUGUACGUGAUGGAAAAACGUGCUGAGCCUGGUGAUGCGACUGAUGCGGACGCGCAAGUGAAGAAAAUCAAAAUAGAGCAUGGCUCUGACGAUGCUCCCAUGCCGCUGCGCGAGCCAGAGCAACAUGCCCCCUCGCCGCUGCCGCAGAUUGUUCAUACCGCGCCCCCUACGCGCCAGCCCAGCGGGACCAAUUCGCCCAUGUCCUCGUCGCUUAGCAACUUGGACCGCCUUGCCAACCUGGCAGCCCAGCGCUCCGAGACGCCUGGCCAGGGCCCAAGCUCGCUAGCGUACCGCGUAGGCAGCCCUUCGCUGCUGACGACGCCCACAGGAGCCAAUACGAGCACCAGUCAUCUGCCGCUGUCGCUUCAGCGUUUACAAGCGGUUCGGCAGUCACAGUCAGGGCCAAGCACGUCUUCAACACAGGGCGCUAGCUACGACCAGCUCGUUGAUGUGAUGGGUUACAGCGGUGUGGACUUGCGAGCGGAGGAGGCGUUCAUCCAACAAUCUGGAAGUGCUAGUGGAAUCUGGGAUGAUGCCCAAGCAGCGUCCGUGAUGAACACGGCGAGCAUGGCUCAUGGACUGUACCUUAAUGUAUACCCCUUAUCCAGCAUGGUCCACCGUAUUGCCAAGCAGUACGACCUCAAAGUCGACGCUCCAACGUUGGACUACCUGUCCAUUGCUACACGUAUGCGGUUCCGCAACCUGCUUGAAUCUAUGGUCCGAGCUUCACGACAUCGCGCAUGGUCCUCCCACCAACGCAAGCCGCCUCUCUCUACGCAGCCUGGCCCAGAUGGUACACGCGUGCCGUUGUACCAUGAAAAAAUGCUAUCCAAUCCUACAAAGCAGCUAGCCGCUAUUGAGAAAGCCGAGCGUAUAGAAGAGGGAAACUGGCGUCGAUUGCGUCUGGAGCGUGAAGAGGCCGAAGCUGCUGCAUUGGAAGCCGGUGGUGAAGACGGCACACCGAAAAACAAAAAACGGCCCUCGACGUCCUCGCGCAACCUGUCGGAAGAUGUGCGCAAGCGCUUGGCCGAUAGCACAGCGAUGCGCCAUCUCGGCGCCAACAGUGUCACGUCAAAGUAUGCAUGGCUACAAUCACCCGGUAUGCGGUCGGCGCCUGCGUCCCGGACGCGCGAAAAGGACGAGAGUGCAGCAGCUUCGUCCAAGGAGGACACAAGCGAUCCUUCAUCGCAAGCCAAACCCUCUUCAUCCAACCUCCCCAAGCCGAAAUUCGCGCCGAGUGCCCCGCGGCGCUCAUCUGCACAGCAGGCGGCUCAUGCAGGCGCGUGGAGCGACGUCGCUACACGGCAGGCGGCACAGCGCGAACAAGAGCGCGUGGCGCGUGCGCGUAUUACACUGCAUGAUGCUCUGGCUGCGUUGGAGCGUGAGCAUGCCGCCGGUGCUGGGCAUGGCGCUGGCCGACGGGCCCUGUACAUGUCGCAGGCUUAUGGUCGGGGUCGGGGCUCCUUGUAG
Messenger RNA from Malassezia pachydermatis, 1470 nucleotides. RefSeq names its product transcription initiation factor tfiid subunit 4. The coding region runs from base 1 to 1470 and encodes 489 amino acids. Gene Ontology annotation, biological process: transcription initiation at RNA polymerase II promoter. Gene Ontology annotation, molecular function: RNA polymerase II general transcription initiation factor activity; DNA binding. Gene Ontology annotation, cellular component: transcription factor TFIID complex. Lineage: Eukaryota; Fungi; Basidiomycota; Malasseziomycetes; Malasseziales; Malasseziaceae. The transcript has a single exon. The record is from RefSeq and is a predicted model, not a curated record.